GUUUCAAACUUGGAAAAGGCUGGAAUCCUGAACAAAACCAAGGUGUCUGAAAACGGGAAGAAAAUUAGGAAGAACUGGAGUAAUUCCUGGACGGUUCUCCAUGGAGGAAUACUGACAUUCCAUAAGGAUCCAAAGUCACCAGUUGGAGCAUCGGGCAAAACCAAUCAGAUAGUCCCAGAAUUCACAGUGGAACUGAAAGGGGCAACAAUUAACUGGGCAACCAAGGACAAAUCAAGCAAGAAAAAUGUUUUGGAACUUAAGAGUCGCACUGGCGUGGAGUACCUGAUCCAGUACGACACUGAGAGCAUCAUCACUGACUGGUAUAAGAUCAUCACAGACACCAUACGCCAGCUGGAUGCCGAACAGCAGCACUCUGAGGAUGAGGAGGAAGUCGUUGAGAAGUCCUCAAGCUUAGACAGAGAGGACAGACCCUUCGACAAAAGAACUAUGAGCAAUGGUAGUGCUUCAAAUGAGUCUUAACCCUCUAGUAUAAGUGUAAUAAGUGUAACUUUUUAUUUUUUAUGUAGAGUAAGU
Sinocyclocheilus rhinocerous is the source of this 534-nucleotide messenger RNA. Its product is annotated as rho GTPase-activating protein 27-like. Gene Ontology annotation, biological process: regulation of GTPase activity. NCBI's taxonomy places the organism in Eukaryota, Metazoa, Chordata, Actinopteri, Cypriniformes, Cyprinidae. The annotation marks the transcript as partial. The record is from RefSeq and is a predicted model, not a curated record. Gene Ontology annotation, cellular component: cytoplasm. The transcript is spliced from 5 exons.